This is a messenger RNA of Drosophila nasuta, 6622 nucleotides long. RefSeq names its product GTPase-activating protein CdGAPr (gene CdGAPr). The record is from RefSeq and is a predicted model, not a curated record. Gene Ontology annotation, biological process: small GTPase-mediated signal transduction. NCBI's taxonomy places the organism in Eukaryota, Metazoa, Arthropoda, Insecta, Diptera, Drosophilidae. The coding region runs from base 205 to 5883 and encodes 1892 amino acids. The transcript is spliced from 7 exons. Gene Ontology annotation, molecular function: protein binding; GTPase activator activity.
GUUUGUUUAGUCCGUCGUCGGUUGGUUGCGUUCGGUGUAUCGUUCUCCUCUCUUUAUCGUUUUUGUUGUCGCAUUGCAAAAGUUUCAAACUCUGCAAAUCGCUGGUGAAAACUGCUUGAAAUGUUGUAAUAUAAUUACAAUAAAACACAAGUGCUUCAAUGUGCAAUUAAGAUGACUAAUCCUGUGUAAUUCCGUGCAUUUACCAUGUCCGAGAAGGUGAGCAGCGCUCUGGCAGCACAGCUGCAUGCCCAUGCGCUGGCAUCCGCCACCAGUGAGCCCAGCAGCAGCAGCAGCUGCCAGCUGCAGCCGGUGUCGUCGAAUGCGUCCAAGGAUGCGGCGCUACAGUUCGAGACGGAUGCACCGAUUGGUGCGCAAUUGCAUUUCAAAAUUGUGCCAAUCGAUAGCGGACUUAAUUUGAGUCUGGGCAGCAGCUAUCAGGAGAUGUUUGCGCCCAUGAACACAUCACAAAUCUCAAAUGCCUCCACAGAGUCCAGCUGCAGUCCGCCAGCAGCGGUCGCCGGACCACCACCUCCUAAGCCCAGCAGACACAUGGCAGUUCAGCCACUGAAUAGCAAAUCCUGUCGCUUUCCCAAACUGGAGGAGUGCGCACACUUCCAUUACGAACGCGUACAGCUGGGCGCCCUCUCGGUGCAGCUGCUCGACGAUAAAUCAGAGCAAUUGGGCAGCAGCAUUGCUUCGCAAUCGAUUGGCGGUGAAUUGGCGCACAGUUCGCUGCGUUCGUCAGGCUUCUCGCCGGAGAGCUGCUGGUUUAUCAUUCGUGUGGCGCCGCAACGUUGCGAACCGUUUCUGAUCAAACGCAGCUACGAGAACAUGCAAAUGCUGGACGAGAUGUUGCAUCGUUGUGUCUACGAUCGCAAGAUUAGCGGAUUGCGCAACAUGUGCGAACUGGAUGCUGAAUCGGAGCUGCAGACCGAACAGGAGGUGGAAUAUGCGGUGGCCAAGUAUCUUGAACGCUUCUCCAAGAUUGCCUCCGAUUCGCUGACAUGCGGCACCAUACUCACCUGGUUGCAAUUAGACAACAAAGGCCGACGUCUUCCACUCGCCGAUGGUGAAACGCAGCGCACGAUUAACACGCCAGCGGUGGGAGCCGCGUAUGGCGUGCGUAGAUAUCAGGCGCAGGCGCCGGACGAGAUUAACAUCGAGGUGGGCGAUAUGAUAUCGGUGAUUGAUAUGCCCAGUCCGGCCGAAUCGAUUUGGUGGCGUGGCAAAAAGUCGCAUCUACAAAAGUCCCUCUACGAGGUCGGUUUCUUUCCGCAAUCGUGUGUGGCCACCAUUGGUGAUAAGGUGCCGCGAAACUUUCCAAUGCCUGCUCCGCUGGUCGGCCAUCUGGAUGCGUCACCCACAAAGCCGGUGCUCCGCAAGCAUGGCAAAUUGAUUGCCUUCUUUCGCUCCUUCAUUUUGUCGCGUCCAUCACGCAGACGCCUUAAGCAGAGCGGCAUCUACAGAGAGCGUGUGUUCUCCUGUGAUCUGUCUGAGCAUUUGUUAAACAGCGGCCAAGAUAUACCCAUGGUGCUGAGAUCCUGUGCCGAAUUCAUUGAGAAUUAUGGCGUCAUCGAUGGCAUUUAUCGUCUGUCCGGCAUCACAUCGAACAUUCAGCGAUUGCGUCGCGCCUUCGACGAGGAACGUGUGCCCGAUCUUGGCAAUCCCGAAAUGAAGCAGGACAUUCAUGCGGUUAGUUCGCUACUCAAAAUGUACUUCCGUGAGCUGCCCAAUCCGCUGUGCACCUAUCAACUGUACGACAAUUUUGUGGAGGCUAUUCAGGUGAAAGCCGAUGAGGCCGAUGAACGGCUGCGUCUGAUGAAGGAGACGGUGCUGAAGCUGCCGCCGCCACAUUAUCGCACAUUGAAAUACUUGUCGGAGCACUUGCAUAAGGUGUCGCAGCAUCAUGAACGCACUGGAAUGACGGAUAAGAAUCUAGCCAUUGUUUGGGCGCCUAAUCUGUUGCGUUCGCCAGCGCUGGAGUCUGGAGGCGUGGCCGCUUUGCGUGGCGUCGGCGUACAGGCUGUGGUCACUGAGUACCUGAUACGCAACUGUCACAACAUCUUCGACGCCCUCGAGGAUCACAAUGCGCGCCUCAGCAUUGUGGGCAACGCCUUGACGAGCGCACAGCCAGCUGGUGAGCUGCGUCUGGAGUCGCUAACCGAUUGCGAAAGUUUGCUAGUGGAGCAGCGUGAACAGGAUCAAUCUCUGGGCCUGGUGGAGCGACCAAAGAGUCUAAGCACAGGCGGCGCAAAGUUAAUAAGUCUGGAGGAGGCGCAGGAGCGGCACUCGCGCAUCGAAUCCAGCACAGAUCUGAAACAAUCGUUGCCCAUCAAUAUGCUGGCCAGCGGCAGUCACAGCAAUAGCAACAGCGGCAACAAUGCGGCCUCCAAUAUUGGCUCCUAUAUUGAGGUGGGCGGCGGACCAUCCAGUCUUCCGGACAAGUAUCAUACGGUGCUUUCGGUGCCGCGCAGCUGGCAGAAACGCAAGCCGGAUAAGACGCCUUCGUGGAAAAGUAUAUUCACGCGCAGCCAGCGUCAGGGCACAGAGCCGGGUCACAAGCUAAUCAUCGAAGGCGCUGCGAAGGAGCCAAGUGGCACAUCUCGCGUUACCUUUGUGCAGAUCUCGCAUGCGCAUGCCAGCAAGGAGCUGUCGAAACACGACAAACCCAAGUCUAUUGAGCUGCUGGAAACAACACGAGAUGCACGCGACGCAGCCAUGGGCAGCAAACCCAUGGAGCUAUGCAUACGCUCCAACUCCAUUGACAGUUUGCGCACUGUGGGCCAUUCGAGGAGCGUGUCGCAUGACUCGUACUUUGAUCUGUUGCAAUCGCCGCAGCGCGGUCACAUGACCACCUGCCCAUCGCGUGAACUGUCCGAGCUGGGGCUGAAUUUCGAUCGUGAGGAGCCUGAGAUGCGCAUCUUCUCCGAGAGCGAGUCGCUGGUCAGUUCACCGCGUGUGGGCAAGGAGAAUGUGCCGCCUGCUUCGGGCUGUGCCACACGUCGCAUUAUGCGCGCUCGUCCCGAGGAGUUCUCCAGCCAGACGAACAGCGUCAAUCCCAGCCCCAAGAAGCAGCCGCGUCUCAAUCUUCUAUCGCCCAGUGCCGCUCGCCAGCUGCCCCCCAGUACAUGUGGACAGCCCUGUGGCCAUGAGCCAGCCGGUGCUGAGAAUUGUUGCAAACGCUACAAGCUGGAGGAUCAACUGUCCGACAUACAGUUUAUUGACUGCGGCACACCAGAACAUCCGAUGCCUGUGCAACAGCAAUUCGCCAGUGUAGAGGUGCAUCCGCCGCCGAAGCCAGCACGUGCCACCCAAGCGCAACACAACAACACAGCAACGCCAACAGGCUCGGCGGGAAGUGCAGCAGCUAACAAUGCGGGCACAGCACGCUAUAGUUAUCCAUCGGUGCAGCUGGGCGCCAAGCGCAAGGAGCAGCUGGCCGCCAAGGAGCGAUUCAGCUAUCAGGGCACAUUCAUGCAGCCCGGCGGCAAGCAGGAAUCGAGGCCACACAUGCCCAAUGGAAAUGGAAGCGUGAAUGCCAAUGGCAACGUUGCGUUACGUAGCAAUCCACGCGUAGAAAUUUGUGGCGAGGAUCAGACAACGAUUAAGCUGUCCGUGACCACGCCCACAACGCCAGCACACAGUCCACGCUACUCGCUGCUGCUUUGUGACACGGAGAGCUCGGAGAACAGCUCUGCUGUGAAUACGCCUCAAUACGAUAUGGAGCCGUUAAUGAUGACCUCGGCCAUGUCUGGCAUUUCGGGCGUCUCAUCGAACAUGCAACAACAGCAGCAGCUGCUGCUGGGCGUCGAUGCCUCCAGCAGUUAUCUGGGCAGUUCCCACGAGAGUCUGGGUCAGCAUUUUAAUCAGAUGCAGGAUGUAGAACAACGGGAUAUGCAUGCCUUGAAGCGUGAGUUAUCGCUGGAUUUGCAGCCAUUGCAACCACGUCUGCCCGUGGCAGCUAAUCGUGCCGCCACGCUGCCCAUAAAGGAUCAGCUGCAGGCCAGCUCGCCGAACAACUCCAAUUUCACGGACAACACUAGUCAAUCGGUGACACCCAGCGAGUUUGGCUAUCAGCAUCUGCAGCGACAACUGAGCAUGCACUCGCUGCUGGCUACCGAGGAUGGCUCACCGCUCUACGAGGACUUUGAGCAGACGCCUAGUAAUACGCUAACGCCACAGAAGCUGCAGCCGGCUACGCUUAUUGGUAGUCCCAUAAAAUCAACCAUUAGCAUAACGUACAAGUCGCCGGAGAAGGAGAAGCCACCGUCUAAGCCAGCCCUGCUGCUGGAGACAAACUUUGACGAGAACAUUGUCUACGAGCAGGUGAAAAUGUUUCGCAAUUCGGUGACCGAGGUGAAUCAAUUGUUGAACGAACGACACAGUCAAAGUCUCAAGCAAAUCGAUGAGGAGGAGCAACAGCAGCAGCAACAGGAUGAUGGCGUUCGCCGAGCGGCAGAGAUGACACAGCAGCUGCUUGAAUUGGAGCAGGAGGACGAUCGCGAGCGUGAGCAAGAGCAGCUGCUCUAUGAGAAUAUUGAGCUGCGAAAACCGAAAACAGUUUAUGAGAAUCUACGUGGCGAGGAGAUGAAACUCAAUACGAAUGAACUUGAGCUAGAUGUCGAAUUGGAUUCAGAUUUGGAAUCAAUACCGAAGCAGCCGAUUUGUGAUAGAAUAGAACUCGACAGUCUCGACAGUUUGCCAAGUACUGAUCACUUAACCAUGGCACACGAACAGCCUAGCAAAUCGCCCUCGUUCAGCGUCAAGGAGUUGGCCAACAAAUUCGAGAGUUCCCCAGUUGAGCAGCUGCCCAACUUUGAUUUCGGUCAACGUGGUAGCUCGAUGAAAAAGCCGAAUGAGCUGCAACUACCUGUGCCGACCGCACCAAAACCAGUGAUGCCAGCGCCAGUGCCGCUCAAGAAACUCAAUAAUGCGCAAAAGAUAACACGCUCCUUGGACGAGAAUGCGUUUGUGCGUGAAUUUGGUGGCAAGCAAUUACAGGAUUUGGCCGCUUGCAAAUUACCCGAGCUACCGGAGUUGAACAAUCGACGCAAGAGCUUUGAUUUUACGCGGCCCAAGACACUUAAUCCUCCCAAGCGUCUUCCCGGCAUGAGCAUCACCGAGGAGAUAUGUCAGCAGCGUAGUGAACCGGAGCAGAUCAUAACCACUCCCACCACAGAGAAUCGCAUUUCGUUGAUACAGCAAAAUAACGUGCCACGUGAACAGCAAUCCCAAACUCUGAAUAUGCCUACUGGCGGACGCAAGAAUGUCUUGACGGGCGUCAUACUCGAUCGCGAACGCAUCGACAAGAUCAAGGAGGAGCGUCGUCAGCAGUUGACACAAAAAUACUAUGGUGACACGUUGAAGUCGCACUCCAAGACGGAACUCAACACUGAGGACAUCAAUUUCCAGGCUUCCGAAUCACUGCGUAUCAAGUCCAAGUCACGUGGUGAUAUGCAUUCGCUGCAAAAGGACAUGGACAUGAAUCUCAAGCAGUUGGCACGCGCUGGCGCCGGCUCCGAGAGCACUUUGCAUCGCUCUAGCGACUAUGGAACUCAGCGGGUGCGCAGCAUUUCCGAUGAGAAGAAUCAAAAUUGUGAUAGCAAUAUGACUAGCAAUGGAGCCAACACCAUUAAUUUGCCGGUGCACAGCGUCAAAACAGCUGCUCAAAAGUAUGCGGCCAACAAUACAACAAUCAUGACAGCAUCCACAGCUACAGUGCCAGGCAAAUUCGAGCGUGGAAUUGGACGCGAACGCCUCUCCAGAAACUCCAUGCCACAUGCUACGACCACAGAGAGCGUAAACAACAGAGAAAAGAUCUCACCACAAUUCUCAAUACGCGAUGUGACUGCGAUGUUCGAAUCUCGUUCACAAAAUCAAUAGGCUUAGACAAAUUAUCAUCCACUACAACAUCGAAUACCCCAAAAACACAAAAAAAUACAGCAACAAUAAUAAAUUGAAGAUUAAGCAGAACGAAGCAGAAGAUGGUGGAUCGGUCGCGUUAUAUAAUUUAUUUAGUUUUUAAAUUCUACAUAUUAAGCGCACUAUACAGACAGGAUCAUGCAUGUAUGUGAAACACAUAUACAUAAAUAUACUCGUAUAUAUACAAUAAAUAUAUAUUUAUAUAUAUGUAUUGGAUACUGGACCAAGCGGUUCCAAAGACAUGAAGCAGAUUUACGCCGCUGGAUGGGGGACGCAUCCGAUGGAUCAGCAAAAUUCAAUUUUGUUUUAAGUGGAAUUUCGAGUGAAUCAUGACUAAAAGACCCAGCGCCAAAUGCAAAUUGUUAUUGUAUUGGCCAAUUUUAGACGUUAAGUUUUAAUUUUGAUUAAUUUGUAAAUGUGUACUUGCAUUGAAUUGCUCCUGACUUGAUUUCGGUUUUGUUUAUUCGUGUAAUUUGUUUGUUUUGGAAUUGAUAAAAGUGUAGGAAAGAUUAUACGAUUGAAUUAAAUUUAAAGUGUAGAUUGAAAACAGUAAUUUUUCUUAUGCUAAAACAUUAAUUAAUUUUAAUGCAUUUAACGCAGCUUUGAGCGAGUUGCUUUAAGUUUAUUAAUAUUUUACGGUUAAUUUAUAUUUUUAACAAAAGUAAGAAAAUUACAAUAAAUUCACUUUAAUGAACAUAUA